CUUUCUUCCUCUGUUUUUGCCCCUCAAAAAAAACCGCUUCUGCGAAACCGCUUUCGAAGGUUAAAACCGCUUUCCAGCAGGUGGCAAUUCCAGUAAAUAAACCGAAUAUCAGUGCCCUCUUCCAAUUCUCUCCUUCGCUUCUCCAACGCAGUGGCAAUAUCCGUAAAUAAUCCAAUCGCCAGUGGCAUUUUCCCAGGACCUCUCCAUCUCUCUCUGUUCUUCUUACUCUGUAAUCUGCAUAUCAGAAGGUUCAGAUGGGGAAUGUGAAUGGGCGGGAAGAGGGCGAGAACGGGGCCGAAGAUCCUUCUGCAAGAUCCGACGGUGAUCCCAAUGGCUGGGCCCACGCUACGUCGUCAGAUUCGAUGGCGAAUACGCCACCAGAUAGCCCUGGAAUCUCCCGAUCUCCACUCCUGUUCGCUCCACAGGUUCCAGUAGCUCCCCUGCAGAGGGCUGCUGAUAUUCCUCCAGUUUCCAAUCAGAUGUGGAUGAAUGAAACUCAUGGACCUCUGGAUCUUCCGCCCGAGCAAGGGAUCCCCACCAUGAUCACAUGGAACUUUGGAGGCAAUGAUGUUGCAGUGGAAGGGUCAUGGGACAACUGGAAUUCGAGGAAGAAACUACAGAGAUCAGGCAAGGAUCAUUCCAUUCUGUUGGUUCUCCCGUCAGGCGUCUACCAAUAUAAGUUCAUAGUAGAUGGUGACCGGAGAUACAUUCCUGACCUUCCCUGCAUCGCUGAUGAGAUGGGAUGCAUUUCUAAUCUACUUGACGUGAAUGAUUAUGUGCCGGAAAAUCUGGAAAGUGUAGCUGAGUUUGAGCCCCCACCAUCCCCAGACUCGAGCUAUGGCCAUCUAUUCCUGGCGGAUGAGGACUUUGCGAAAGAGCCACUCGCUGUCCCACCCCAGCUGCAUCUAACUGUCCUUGGGAUGCCAAGCCCCACCACGGAGCCAUCUUCGUCCUCAUCUCUCCCUCCAAAGCCACAGCAUGUAGUCCUCAACCACCUGUUCAUAGAGAAAGGGUGGGCAUCUCAGUCUCUGGUCGCCCUCGGCCUCACCCACCGGUUCCAGUCCAAGUACGUCACUGUUGUACUCUACAAGCCCCUCCGAAGGUAAGUAAAUUACUGAAAAAAGAACUUUUUUUUUUCCUCUCUUUCUAUGUACAGAAGAGUGUUAUGAUUGUUGGAAGGAUAUGUUUCUGUUAAUAGAUCAGCUUCUUCUUCCUCUUCUUCUUA
Molecule: messenger RNA, 1225 nt
Organism: Magnolia sinica
Lineage: Eukaryota; Viridiplantae; Streptophyta; Magnoliopsida; Magnoliales; Magnoliaceae
Product: SNF1-related protein kinase regulatory subunit beta-1-like
Exons: 4
Coding region: 255-1106 (283 amino acids)
Molecular function (GO): protein binding
Source: RefSeq, a predicted model, not a curated record